UUGCCAUGGCAAGAAGCAAAAGUACUCCAGGCCUGGUGGAAAGCACUGGCCAAACUCCCUUAGACGCCAUGAUCAUCCAGAGACAUCACACACUUCCUGUGGGCCUUAUCCACAAAGAUGGAUCCAGUGUUGACAGAACCGCGCCCAGCCGUGAUGAUCAUUCAACAGCGGUUCUUUCAAAUACGCAAAGUGAAGACAACCUCAUUUCUCGUUGUGGCACUGAACAAAUUCGUAGACACUCCACAGAUUCCCAACAGCAAGUGGGCAACAUGACUAUCUCCAUGACCAUCUCCAGCAUGACAUCAUACUCCGAAACUCCACCUCAAAAGUCGCCAGUCUGCACGGAGAUUGGACGAAAUCCCUUCAGCACACCUUCACCCUCCAGUCCUAAAAUUACCGGGUACCAUAAAAAUAACCCCACAGCUGUGGUGUCUUCAGCUUCUCUUGCCAAUGGUCAUUCAUCACUGGGACAUUUAACACCACAUCAUGCUCCUCCUGUGAUAUCCCAAGCAGCCGCACAGUAUGGAUACCAAAACCUGGCCUACAUCAACCCAGGGCAGCCAAUCAACUUCCUGUCACCAUUCUGUCCACCCCACACGAGCUAUCCUGCAUCCCCCUCUCAUUUCCCUGGAUCAUCACCUGCAUUCCAUCCCCCGGCAACACCCAGCUUACUGUUACCUCAUGUACCGCCUAACCCUACGCCUCUUGGAUCAGACGGUACAACUCCACAUCUUGGUCAGACUCCACUUCUCAGUUUUUCUCCAUCGCCA
This is a messenger RNA of Candidula unifasciata, 770 nucleotides long. The record is from the annotation of a GenBank genome assembly. NCBI's taxonomy places the organism in Eukaryota, Metazoa, Mollusca, Gastropoda, Stylommatophora, Geomitridae.